Molecule: messenger RNA, 682 nt
Organism: Exaiptasia diaphana
Lineage: Eukaryota; Metazoa; Cnidaria; Anthozoa; Actiniaria; Aiptasiidae
Product: techylectin-5B
Source: RefSeq, a predicted model, not a curated record
GUUUACUGUGACCAGAAGACUGCAGGUGGAGGAUGGACAGUCUUCCAGAGAAGAAAAGACGGUUCGGUGGACUUUUCCCGAGGAUGGGUCGACUAUAAGAAUGGUUUUGGAGAUCUUAAUGGCGAGUUCUGGCUUGGUCUCGACAAGAUCCAUCGAUUGACCCAUCAAACACGAAACCGUCUUCGUGUUGAGAUUGAAGACACUAAAGGAAAGAGCGCGUAUGCCGAGUACGACUUGUUUGAUGUGACGAGUGAACGAAACAAAUACAAGUUAAGUCUUGGAACUUACUCAGGUACUGCAGGUGAUUCCCUGUCCUACCAUCGUAACAUGGCCUUCAGUACCAAAGAUCGUGACAAUGACAAGUACGGUGGUAACUGUGCAGCUUCAUACAAGGCUGCCUGGUGGUAUAACAGCUGCCAUUAUUCCAACCUUAAUGGUCAGUACAAGUACCGCGGUACCAUUUCAACCAGUGGUGUGCACUGGUACUACUGGAAAAACAGCCAUUAUUCCCUUGCAAGAGCUGAGAUGAAGAUGAGACCGCAAAAGAAAUGAGCCGAUGACGUAAUCAUGUAUGUUAAAACCGCAAAGGACAUAAAUAUAGAUAGGUAAAACAGCAUCAGUUCAAUUUAUUGACUGUAAGAAUAAGCUUUAGAAAAUUAAAAACGAUUGCAUUCAGCCUGGA